Messenger RNA from Penicillium angulare, 744 nucleotides. Its product is annotated as zinc finger MYND domain-containing protein. Bases 1 to 744 code for a protein of 247 amino acids. Lineage: Eukaryota; Fungi; Ascomycota; Eurotiomycetes; Eurotiales; Aspergillaceae. The record is from RefSeq and is a predicted model, not a curated record. The transcript has a single exon.
AUGUCGAGCUUAGCAAACCGAGUUCGAGAGUUCAACAGACUCCGUCGUCCUGAAAUGGACGACAUAGGUACUCCCAACCACUACAUCUUCAGCGUCAUUUCCCUCCCCAAAGUCCCCGGAAAUGCUGUCUUCGUGGCGAAUCCUUACAACGGCCACUACCACUACGACGGUCGCGCACGAAUUACCCCGCUCGCAGUAGAAGAACAAGCAAAAAUCAUCGUUCCAAUUCUGCUCGAAAUCUUCAAUUCCCGAUUCGACUCCGAAGGCGAAUUAAUAUACCAAAUGAACUCCGACAUGAGCCCCUGGGCUCCAAACAGUUGGGGCACAGCCGAUCCAGCCCUUGCGCGUGCUGUUUCCAACAGAUUAACAGCUUUCGGCGUUCAUCGCGAGAUGUGUGAAGUGAAAGUUGCCGACAAAGAACAGGUUCUGACGGCAAAUACGAUUUGGCGCCGUGCUGCCAAUGAGCUUUUGAAGGCUAUGGGCGGCGCUAUGAGUUCGCCUCCUGAUGAGUUUGGAGAUAAUGUGAAUAGGCUGUGUGAGGUUUGUGGCUUUACACCUUCUCUCGAUGUGAAGUUGCUUAGUUGCGCUCGGUGCAAAAAGAUUUAUUACUGCACCAAAGCUUGUCAGAAGCUUGACUGGCCGAUGCAUAAGCCUAGCUGUGUAGCGCCUGGUGCUCCUCAACAAAGUGGUGCUUCUACUUCUACACCGGCGAAUGCUCAAGCGCCCCGAGCCGCGAGCAAAUAA